AUGGCUAGUGAGGAGAGUUUUGUGGUUUUGGUGCACCACAGAGGAUCUGUUAAUAGAAAAACUCGUUUCGGAGUAAAGUUCACAGAUAAGAAUCCUCUAUGUAUUAUCGUAACUUCUACGACGAGUUAUGGUGACCUUGUUAGCGCUGUACUAAUGAAGCUCGGUCUGGAAGGUGCGAAGCGGGUAAAGAAGUUUUUCUAUCGCAUUUCAGUCACGGUGCUACAGAAUACCGUGAAGUAUGAUUGCUUCACGAUUAAUAAUGAUGUGGACUUGCAAGUAAUGUUUCUUUGUCAGCGGCAGUUUCCGGAGGUGAGGACACCAGAGUUGUUGGCACGGCUGGUUGAUGUGGUAUCCAGCUUCGGCGGUUUGAACCAGAAUACAAACACUAUAGCGAAUCCAGCAGGUUCUAGUUCCCGGCCUGCCGUUGCUUCCUCCUCCGUCCCUGUGUACGAACCAGUGGUCCAACCUGUCGCCUCCCCGUCUUUUGCUGUUGACCUCAAUGGCACCGAAGGCGACGAGGUAGUGGAAAGGGAAAAUUUGCCGAACGCUUUAGUGGGAGUUGCACCUGUUGGCGUUGGAGACGGUUUUUUGGGUGAUGAAGAGGAGGAUGACGUCCAGCCGGAUAUGAUUGACGAUGACAGCGCUGACGAUAUUGGAGCGAAUGGGCCUGCAUUGGCGGUAGGUGGUUCUAGCUCUGGCACACAGUAG
Molecule: messenger RNA, 708 nt
Organism: Arachis stenosperma
Lineage: Eukaryota; Viridiplantae; Streptophyta; Magnoliopsida; Fabales; Fabaceae
Exons: 1
Coding region: 1-708 (235 amino acids)
Source: RefSeq, a predicted model, not a curated record